AUUUUUUGUUCAUAAUGGCUGCUAUUCUUGAGAAGAUUGCUAAACUUGCUAUUCCUGCCGGUCUUGCUAUCGGUGGUAUUCAAACAGCCAUGUAUGAUGUCCAGGGUGGUCAUCGUGCAGUUAUUUUCGAUCGUAUUCAGGGUGUGAAAGCCUCUUCCAUGGGUGAAGGUACCCAUUUCUUAGUCCCCUGGCUUCAACGUGCCGUCAUUUUUGACGUGCGUACCAAGCCUCGUAACAUUUCCACCACCACUGGUUCCAAAGAUAUGCAAAUGGUUUCCUUGACCUUGCGUGUCUUGCAUCGUCCCGAACUCAAGAACUUGUCCGUCAUCUAUCAAAACUUGGGUGAAGAUUAUGAUGAAAGAGUCUUGCCUUCUAUUGGUAACGAAGUCCUCAAGUCCAUCGUUGCUCAAUUUGAUGCUUCUGAGUUAAUUACUCAACGUGAAGUUGUAUCUGCAAAGGUCCGUGAGGAAUUAUAUAAGCGUGCCAGAGAGUUCAACAUUGCCUUGGAGGAUGUUUCUAUUACCCACAUGACUUUUGGUAGAGAAUUCACCAACGCUGUCGAACAAAAGCAAAUUGCUCAACAAGAAGCUGAAACUGCUAAAUUCGUCGUCGAACGUGCAGAACAAGAAAAGUUGGCCAACAUCAUUCGUGCUGAGGGUGACUCUCAAGCUGCUGAAAUGAUCUCCACAGCUCUUGCCAAGGCCGGUGAUGGUUUCAUCGCAUUCAGAAAGAUUGAAGCCUCUAAGCAAAUCGCAACAACAUUAUCUCAAACCAAGAACGUCACCUACUUGCCCAGUAACAAGAACGGUUCCGGAUCCAACAUGCUCCUCAACAUUGGUUCUGCUUAAAAAGACACUCACACAUAUCAACAAACACAUUGUAGUAAUAAAAAAAAUGGAAAAAGUUAUACAUAUUAU
Messenger RNA from Mucor mucedo, 917 nucleotides. Its product is annotated as band 7 family-domain-containing protein. The transcript is spliced from 3 exons. Lineage: Eukaryota; Fungi; Mucoromycota; Mucoromycetes; Mucorales; Mucoraceae. Gene Ontology annotation, cellular component: mitochondrion; membrane. The record is from RefSeq and is a predicted model, not a curated record. Gene Ontology annotation, biological process: mitochondrion organization. Bases 15 to 848 code for a protein of 277 amino acids.